GACUCGUGCGCAUCGCAUCGUGAUGACCAAGUGGUGGUUGGUGGUUUUGUUCGCGGCGUCCGCGGCGGCGGCGGGUGGACGGUUGCCGCGCACGUCCCCGCCUGGGCCGCCGCCGACGCCCUCGCCGACCCGACUGCCGCAGAGGAAUCUCACCCUGUCUGCUAGAGCUUCAGUCAGAAACAGGGAGCAGUAUAUAUUUAACGUGUUUGAAGUCAUCGUCAGCACGUUAGAAACAAAGCUCCAAAGAAUAGAGAACUUGGACAAAGCCGUCGAACAUCUGAUGAGGAGGGUAGAAGCUCUUGACUCAAGAGUAAAUGACAAUAUCCACAAGACGGACGCAAUCAUCUCGAAACUAGGCAACCUGGACUUUAAACUGUUCAGCCACUUAAGCGAUGAUGAUGAAAGUUACACGGAACACACAACAAGAAGGCAAAAAGAAAAAAGAAUAAGCAUAAGUAAUUCACAAUUACUCGACAUGAAAUUAGAAUCGCUCGACCAAAAAGUAUCCGACAUCGAUUCUAAACUAGUAGGACUUAAAAACCAAAUAGAUAAUAACUUUUUGCCGGUAGAUGAUAUCAAUGCCGAGGCGAGUGAAAAGAAACCUAUCAAUCUGAAUGUGAUAGAGAUCGCGAAAGGUCUAAACUCGGAGGUUGUGAAUGAAAUUACGAAAGAAGUGGACCAGUUGCGGACGUCAAUGUCGACUGUAGAUCGUAAACUACAGUUCCACAUUAAUCUGGUUUCCGAAAACCUAGGCAAAGUUCUGUACAUGAUGGCAGAUGUUCACGCUGCUAUCGUGGAACCCGAGUCAGCUUCGAUUAAUGUCAAUUCAAUAUUCAAAAACAGAACGACUACAAGCACGCAAUCACCAGUUUCCAAAGCUAGCAAAAUAGAUACGCUCGUUAACAAAAUCAUCCCUAUGAUGAGCGUUUCAGAGAAAAUGGACGAGGUCUGGGACGUGGUAGUCGGCACGAAGAGCUCUGUAGACGACUUAGUGCCGAAAUCAGACGAGUUACUCACACAAACCCAACGCCAAGAGCGCGCCAUUGGGCAAAUCCACAACGACUUGAGAGUGAAGACGAAUUUGAUCAUUGAGAAUCUGGACAUGGUAGAAAAGAGAUUGAAGAAGCAAGAGGACGACGUGGCGACGCUAGCGCAGCGGCCGGUGCCGGCGGAGCUGCUGCUCGACCCCACGAUUGAUAGACUAGUGGAGUAUGCGCCGAAUCGUUACCGAGUGGACGAGCCGUCAACAGAACCCAGUACUAGCACAGCCGCAGCUACUACAGUACCACCAUCUUCGACAUUCAGCAACAGUCCGAGCGGGUCGAGCUCGAGCGCGACCGUAACAGUGACCCCGAGUGGCGGAGCCCCGACCAGCCCCCGGCCCGCCAGUCGCAAGGGCGGCAUCAUCUUCCCAAGCGUCAAGAACAAACCCAUCGUCGGCAACAACACAUUCGCCUCAGAAAUCGUCGCCAACUAUAAAGAUGUGAAAGGUUAUUCUUGUGUGGAUCUCCUGAACGCUGGCAUGAGAGAGUCCGGGGUUUAUUAUCUUCAAAUCAGAGGGACCACCUAUUGGUUCCUUAAAGUCUACUGCGAGCAGAACAUUGCUGAUGGCGGUUGGACUGUUAUUCACAGGCGUGACGAUUUCGGCGUCCCAGCUGAGAAUUUCAAUAGAGAUUGGAGUGACUACAAGAAUGGGUUCGGUGACCCCAGCAAAGAGUUCUGGCUCGGCAACGAGAACAUAUAUAUGUUGACCAACAACGACGACUAUAUGCUGAGGGUCGAGCUUGAAGACUUCGAUGGUAACAAGAGGUACGCGCAGUAUUCCCACUUCAAAAUCUACUCGGAAGCUGAAUACUACAAGCUGGAGAUAGACGGGUACGAGGGGAACGCCGGGGACUCCCUGAACGACCCCUGGUACGGGUCCAACAAUAGUCCCUUCUCCACUUACAACAGGGACAACGACCGGUCGUCUCUGAACUGCGCGUCCAUGUUGAAAGGUGGUUGGUGGUGGAAGUCGUGCGGGCGCGGCCUUAACGGCUUGUACCUACACGACCCGCAAGAUCUCACGGCAAGGCAGGGUAUUGUAUGGUUCCGCUGGCGAGGAUGGGACUACACGCUGAAGCGCGCGUCCAUGAUGAUUAAGCCGAAGGGUCUUCAGCCCAACACGUGAGCGAUCGCUCGCUCGCUCCGCUCAGUUCGCUCAUUACGUGGAUUCAACUCAAACUUGCCAUUUUAAUAGGCCUUCGUAUAUAUGCAACGCUGGCCUGUUGGGGUCAUUCGAUCAGAAAUGGGUCUAAUUGAGUUGGUUGCGGUGUCAAUAGGUACUGCUGAGUCUUGUGGCUCCGAAGCGGAUUCUUCAGCAUAAUUACAUCGCCACUGAUGUCUUAGUUUUAAACAUAUCAAACGUUUGAUAUAUUUAAAGUUGACAUGCACUUAAAUUAAAAUUGCAUUUUAUAAAUUCCUGUUUUUUCCACUGCUAGGCAACUUUUUUUCUGUCCUUUUCUUAUUUAGGGCAGGGAUUUAAGCUUAAUUGAAUAAACAUUUUAAGUGGAUAUUUUAUUUAAAAACAUAAAUAAUAAUUUUUAUUAAGCAAUUUUAACGAGCCACAUCUGAUAGAAUGAAAUUGAAUUGUAUAAUUAUCUCAUCGGGGCAACGUUGAUUUAAAUUGUGCGAAGGCCUUGCUCAGUACAGUCUCAUGCAAAAGUGAAAACAUCUUACAUUUUGUAAAUUAAGAAUGAAAGAAUGGUCGAAACAAAAACAUGAAAAUAAAUGAUUCACCUGUUUUUUAAAUUUCGAAAGCAGAUCCUUUAAAUGGUAAACAAUAGAGGACCACAAAUGAACCAGACGACCUAAAUUCGAAAUUUAAAUUCAAACUCAAUUAGCCAAGCAUUACCUUUUUCAUAUACGCAUAUGACGCCAUUGUAAAUUAAUAUAAAGAAAAAAAACAUACAAAAGCUUUUUGCUCGCGACUGUACAAGAUGACGGGUGACUUUGAACAUUGUUAGUUCGAGUGUUCGUCAUAGUGUGAAAGCGGAUAAUAUUUAUUCGGCGUAGGCGAAUAGACCUAAUUAUAGCAACAAUGCUACCAUUACGUAUCGGAUGAAUGUUCUUUAUACCUGUGAUAUUAAACAUUUUUUUUUAUGUGUAACAUCUGAUCUCUCGUAAAACGUGACGGAAAUAUACAACAACUAAUGUAAUCGAAAAAUCAAGAUUAGCAUUAAAUAAACUAAUUUAUGACAAUUUUUAUCAUCGUCAAUAAAUUGACAGAUUUCGAGAAAAAAAGAACGGCAGUGUACAACAAUAAAAUGUGGAUCAAAUUAAGUUUUUUUUAAGGCGAUGUCAGGCGUUACACAUAAAUUCGCGACCGUUCGCUUUGAAAAGCAACAUUCAAAUUAUAAAAGUACGCAAAGGUAGCCGUGAAUCCAUGUAAUGAACAACAAUAAGCUAAGUGCUCAAUAAACGUAUUACUUCGAUAGAUUCAGCAUUUAUUUUUACUAGAUGAGCUUAUGAAAUUAUAUCUUUUUAUUUUUUGAUUACAUAAUCAGAAUGACAAAAUUCUCAAAAACAUUAUAAGCUCUUAGCGCCAUGGCUCUGAGCGAUGCUUUUAAAUUAAUUAGCUCAACCACAGAAAUCGGGAUCAACUUUUUAUUUUAUGAGAUUAAUGAAUCAAAAUCCGCUGACAAAUAUCAGCGGAAUUAAGUACAAAUACAUGAACGCCACGGAGUGCGCAAAAAUGUACAUUUUAGCUCAUCUAAGUACACAUCAAAUGCUCAAUCUAUUUUGUAAAUAUAUUCCUCAUCGACCUAGAUUGGGAUAUGGGAUGCAUAUUAAGGCAAAAUCAUACAAAUAUUCGUUCGAUUCAUAUUCGGAAAUUUUCGAUUAAAAAUUAAUAGCGGUCUCCAUAGUAGGCCGACAUUUCGAACAGUGCAAAACACAUAUUAUAUGCAUCCGAAUAUCCUUUCUUUGUACGGUUGCCAUGAAUUUGCUUGGUCUAUUGCUUCGAAAUUUAAAAAAAAUCAGCGUACAGGUGCUAAAGUUCCAAUAUUGAAUAUAAUAUACCAGCAGUGACGAAAAAAAAUUGCAUACACGUCAUUGAUAGCCAGUGUCUAUGUUAUAAUGGCUCUUCUAAGUAAAACUCAUGGGAACCGCACUGGUCAUUAAAAAAAUUAUAACGAACCCCGUUCUCUCGCUGUAAAUAACUUACGCCCAUGCCACAUAAAUCACCAAAUUCAUUAAUUUAUUACUCAUUUUAACCUUUACACCAUGGAUUUGUUAAUUUUUGUUAGGUUUACUUUAGUUUAAGUAUUAAGAUGUAAAUAUUUAUCUCUUAUUGAAUAUCGUUGGGAUUUGAAACGAUCAUUAUCUUGCAUGCUCGGUGUCAUUUUAACUAAGUAUUUGAGAUUAUAUUUAAUAGGGAAAUUUGACAGUUACAUAUAUGUCUAUAAGACUACAUAAUAUACUCAUCUAGAACAAUGCCACAGAUGAAUAAAAUGUAUAAUAUUUGGAAUUUUAUACAUUUUAUUUGCCUUAUAUUGGAGUUCUUCCAUACUUUGUUAGUGUUUUAUGUAAUACGAUAUACAUUUUAAUAGUAAUCGAUCCAAUGUUAGAUGGAAUGUUUUGGAUGUCAACGAAAAUGAUAGAAAUGUGUGAAAUCUCACCGAUGGUAGGAAAUAAUUGAAUAUUGUCUUCUCCUAUGGCUCCAGUUGAUGUUAAGGUAACUACUUACGUAAUUAUACUGUAGGAAUAUUUUUUACUACAUAUAUAUUACUAUUAUACUUUAUAUUUAUAAUGAAUUGUACCUGAUACGUACCUAAACUGAUGUGAUUCCUACGUAUUUUUUAUAUUUACAAUAAUCCAGAGUUUAUUUUUAAAUUGUUUUCAUCGUUUCAUAUUUUAUAUCCCUGGUUUCCACUUAUAUAUUGACUCCGUUAUGUGCUUCCCGUAUAAGUUCUGCGGGAUUAUAUACAAUUUGUUUUUUGUAUAGGACACUCGGAGAAAUAUAAACCUGUCCUCACAAACCGUUAGUUGUCAGUGAGGUCAGAUUUAUCUUUACUUGUCUGUACAUACAAAAACAAAAAUGAUAUGACACCCGCAACGAUUGUGUUUUUGUUCUAAGCCUUAUUGUGGCUAAUAAUUUCUUGUACAACCUACUACAAGUCUUCUAUCUCAUACUGCAGCCGUACCAUACUAUGGUCUAUAUCGAUUUUAAUAAUACCCAUUUGGGCUAAGAUUAUAGGAACAUUUACCCGUUUUGGGCUAAGAUAAAACGACAUAAUAUUGCAUGCGUAUAAUACUCCCCAUUUUGAAUGUGUAGUUUUAAAAAUAUCAAAUCCGAAUUAUACUCCGCAGGAGUUAAUGUUCUAGUAGGUAUAUCUAAUUCCGGUGUCUAUUAUCAAAUUGAAAUAAGUUCAUAUUGAUGUCAAUCUUUAAUGAAUAAUAUUGUAUUUAUUAUAUUUACUUUAUUCGUGUACUAUGAAAAUAAAACGUACAAAUAAAAAUUACUAUUGUAUUGUUUCAUUUAC
Molecule: messenger RNA, 5522 nt
Organism: Amyelois transitella
Lineage: Eukaryota; Metazoa; Arthropoda; Insecta; Lepidoptera; Pyralidae
Product: angiopoietin-related protein 2
Exons: 8
Coding region: 23-2170 (715 amino acids)
Source: RefSeq, a predicted model, not a curated record